Molecule: messenger RNA, 1765 nt
Organism: Corythoichthys intestinalis (scribbled pipefish)
Lineage: Eukaryota; Metazoa; Chordata; Actinopteri; Syngnathiformes; Syngnathidae
Product: tubulin beta chain-like
Exons: 5
Coding region: 112-1458 (448 amino acids)
Biological process (GO): mitotic cell cycle; microtubule cytoskeleton organization
Cellular component (GO): microtubule; cytoplasm
Molecular function (GO): GTP binding; GTPase activity; structural constituent of cytoskeleton
Source: RefSeq, a predicted model, not a curated record
CACUCUGCCAUUCGUCUAGCACAUUCAGCACUUGUAACACAGUGUACACACUCUGUACGCCGUCAGCAUCGAACAGCAGCUCCUUGAAGACGCAGCACCCACUACAGCAACAUGCGUGAGAUUGUCCACCUGCAAGCUGGCCAAUGUGGUAACCAGAUUGGAGCAAAGUUUUGGGAGGUGAUCAGUGAUGAGCAUGGCAUCGACCCAACUGGAUCCUACCAAGGAGAUGAUGCCCUUCAACUGGAUAGAAUCAAUGUGUAUUACAAUGAGGCUUCAGGAGGAAAGUAUGUCCCAAGGGCAAUCUUGGUGGAUUUGGAGCCAGGCACCAUGGACUCUGUCCGGUCUGGCCCAUUUGGCAGGAUCUUUAGACCUGACAACUUUGUCUUUGGUCAGAGUGGAGCUGGCAAUAACUGGGCCAAGGGUCACUACACAGAGGGAGCUGAGUUAGUGGACUCAGUUCUGGAUGUGGUGAGGAAGGAGGCCGAGGGCUGUGACUGCCUCCAGGGGUUCCAGCUUACACAUUCUCUGGGUGGUGGCACCGGUUCCGGGAUGGGAACACUGUUAAUCAGCAAAAUCCGUGAGGAGUACCCCGAUCGUAUCAUGAACACCUUUAGUGUGGUGCCCUCUCCGAAGGUGUCCGACACAGUGGUGGAGCCUUACAAUGCAACCCUGUCCGUCCACCAGCUUGUGGAGAACACGGACGAGACCUACUGCAUUGAUAACGAAGCAUUAUACGACAUCUGCUUCCGUACUCUGAAGCUGACAACACCCACCUACGGAGACCUCAACCACCUGGUUUCCGCCACCAUGAGCGGUGUGACGACCUGCUUGCGUUUUCCCGGGCAGCUGAAUGCAGACCUCCGCAAAUUAGCUGUCAACAUGGUCCCCUUCCCUCGUUUGCACUUCUUCAUGCCGGGCUUUGCCCCACUCACCAGCAGGGGGAGCACACAGUAUAGAGCACUUACUGUGCCUGAGCUCACUCUGCAGAUGUUUGAUGCUAAAAAUAUGAUGGCUGCCUGUGACCCCCGCCACGGACGCUACCUGACCGUGGCGGCCAUAUUCCGUGGUCACAUGUCCAUGAAAGAGGUUGAUGAGCAGAUGCUGAACGUCCAAAACAAGAACAGCAGCUACUUCGUCGAGUGGAUCCCCAACAAUGUCAAAACAGCUGUGUGCGAUAUCGCGCCGCGUGGCCUCAAGAUGGCAGCCACCUUUAUUGGCAACAGCACUGCCAUUCAGGAGCUGUUCAAGCGCAUAUCUGAGCAGUUCACUGCUAUGUUCCGCCGCAAGGCUUUCCUCCACUGGUACACUGGCGAGGGCAUGGAUGAGAUGGAGUUCACUGAAGCGGAGAGUAAUAUGAACGACUUGGUAUCAGAAUACCAGCAGUACCAGGAUGCCACCGUUGGUGAGGGAGAUUUUGAAGACGGGGAGGACGACGACGAAGAAGAAGACAUGGCCUAACACCUACUGUAUCUCUCUGAGGCAAUUCACUGCCUCCGUGCACUUAUUUUAGCCUCGGCGCAGGUCUGCAAUAAAUGCACAAUCAUUCUAGUCUCCCUUCCAACUUACUGACUUCAGACCUUUGCCAUCUUCUACAAGUCAAUUCUGGGUUUACUGAAUACGGUUCCUCAAUUCCCCCAGUGGCUACAUAGAGAUCUGUUGUCAGCUAUUUUUUCCUUUUUUAUCAGAUUUGGGCCAGAUUCAGUACGUUGUAUUUGAAUUCAGAUGCGUGAUUUGCAAUUAAUUUCAAUAAACGUAUUGGAAAAUA